Colossoma macropomum (tambaqui) is the source of this 3279-nucleotide messenger RNA. It is a transcript of the gene minar1l, whose product is annotated as major intrinsically disordered Notch2-binding receptor 1. Gene Ontology annotation, biological process: negative regulation of cell population proliferation; negative regulation of TOR signaling. Gene Ontology annotation, cellular component: plasma membrane. Lineage: Eukaryota; Metazoa; Chordata; Actinopteri; Characiformes; Serrasalmidae. Bases 311 to 2746 code for a protein of 811 amino acids. The transcript has 4 exons. The record is from RefSeq and is a predicted model, not a curated record.
ACUCUGCAGUGAUGUACUUGAUUUCAGCUUCAUGGAAUUGCUUUUUUCCCCUUUACAUUUUCCUUGCCGAGCUGGUUGUAUUCAGCUCAGAAAAACUGCAGAAGAGUCUUUUAAAGUCAAAGCAGUUAUCAUUUUCAAGGAAAGUCUGUCACUGUGGAAAGAUGACCUGGUUGCCUUUUUUCUCAGUGAGUAGUCUGGGAUUGAAUUUGAUGUGAAUGGAGUGAGCUGUUAAAGAGAGAGCCAUCGGCGGCUGUCGACAGAAAGUCAAGGGUGUCCACUGUAUUUUGCAUGGGUCAGCUUUGCUGCAGUUAUGUCAGAUAGCGCUGAUGACCCUCUGGUGCUGCUGGAGAUCCUGGAGGUGCUGGGUGUGUGCCGUGGCCGCCUGUCGUAUGCAGACGUGUGUGUGUAUCUGAGUGGACGCUAUGAGCUGCAGCCGCUGCUGGAGCUGCGCAGUCUCCUGUAUUCCACAGCCUGCCGUGACCCAUGUUUUCCUGCCACUCUGUUCCGUGAGCGGCUGCACCCCCCCUGCAGUAACCGCCUGUCUGCGGCUGCUGAUGUGGUCUCACUCUUCAACCUGCUCACACACACACGUCUGCCUCCCUCGCAUACACACGCUGACCAGUCCCAGGCCACUUGCCUGGCCUGCGGUCAGGGAUGUCCUCGCUGUGAUUGGCUACAAGCAGGGGGUGGGGCUAUAGCCCCAGGCUCUAAAUACGAGGGCUCCACUGAAGGACUGAUCAGAAUGAACGCUGAGGUCUUGCACACACAGACUCCAUCACACUUUCGUGCUCACACGCACCCUGCCUCACACACACUCAACCAAGACAGCAUGCAGAGCACGCAUUCCAUUGACAUUCCUGGUGAAUGCACGAGGAACCAGGAGUCAUCCAGCAAGGUCUCGGCUGCUGGUUCGGAUGCGGAGCCUAUUUACUCUUGUGCUCAGAAGAGGAGCAUGUUUAAGGGGGAGUUCCACAACUUAUUACCGUUUGUCCCUAUGGAAAGCAACAGGCAAUCAGAGCAAGCCCAGGAAGGAGUCACAGAUGGGGGGGAGGACGUCCCCUUCCGCACCUACAAGAAUCCGUAUCCUGAUUCUACUGUGUACCAACAUGACUCUGCAACGCACUUGCAUGAUGCACCAACACAUGCGCACCAUCUUUCAACACAUGUGCAGGGCCAGGCUGCAAACCCCUAUGUGCAUGCUACACAGACAAAUGACAUGCUAACACAUUCACAAGGGCCUGCCAUGCCAAUGCAUGAUCCACAUGUGCACACACAUGCACCCGUCGCACAAAUGCAUGCUCCUUCCACAAAUGUACACCCUACUGCACAGACUUCCUUUGACCAGAAGCACAAAAGUCUCGAUGACCUGCAAAGCUCCACUUACUUUGGGCCGACAGUGAUGGAGAGAAGCCACCAGAGUCCAGCCAUGGCCACCAAAAGCCACAGUCUGGACAUUGACAGCAGGCCUGAGGAAGAGGAAAAGUCUGGACUAGAUAAAAACAAAGCACGGAGACCUGGAUCUGAAAGGUCUGUGCUGGAUAAAUCUGGAUUAGCUAAACCUAAAUUAGCUAAACUUAGCUUUGAUAACAGUAGCUUUGACAUUCCAGGCUUCGACCCAUUCAUCGUCAGGUCAGUACGGGACACGCUGAAGCGUCUGAGCGGGCUGAGUUUGGAUGCGUGGUAUGAUUGUUCUCCGGGUGAUGGCGUGUCUAAUGUGGCCACUCAGACAGACCCUCCUGACCGCCGUGCCCUGAGAAGCCUCAUGCUAAGCGACAAACUUUCCAUAGAUAAUCCCGAUAUUGGUGAGGACGACAUCAGUGCCAUCUUCCGUUUCCUGGACGACAUUAGUAUGUGUGGUUCAAUGGCGGUGCUACCUGGAGAAGCGGGCGGAAGUCAGGAGGGAGGUGGGGCUGGGUUGCCAGAGCGACGGGAGCGUUUGGGGAAGCUCCGGCGGCUCUUCCACUCUCUGGAGGGCCCUGAGGAAGGGGUGCGGUGGGGUGUAGGCCGGCUGCUGCAGCGGGUCACAGAACUGGAGCAGCGGCUGGAGCCUAUCUCGGAGCUGCGGGAACAGCUGGCAUUGGUCCUCGCCACACUGAAUCGAUUGGAGCAAAGAGGAAAACUAGUGCACACACACUCAGAGCAGCUGUGCGCACACCACCAGGCUGCACAGGGCUGUAUGCCAAGCGCUCAGCAGCAGCAGCAGGGAAGCCCCAGGCCUAACCCAGAGCUGGAGGGGGCUGAGGGGGCCGCAGCCAAACGCAGAGGUCUGUUCACACGCAGGGCCUCCAGGAGCCACACAGAGAGCAGCGGCUCCGAACAGCAGCGUGAGUGGAGCGUCAGCUACAGCAAAGAACAGCACACAUGUCCUGCUCAGGCAGAGCAGCAUGACAGACCGUGUAAGAAAGAGGCCCAUGCUGCGCAGGAGAGAAGAAAGAGUUCUCACCUCAUCCCUGAAGCCCACAGAGCUCCACUGCACAGCUCCAUGCAGAGCUCUAACCUGCGCCUCACUGACCGCCCCAAAGUCUCCUGGAGCCAGACAGAGCUGACACCCUUUGACUUACAGGCCCCCGAGUCUCUGGACUUCUGGAUGGAUGACGUUUACACUCCGGCCUCAGACACACUCCUGCGGCGCUCGCAGUCCCUCACACGCUGCAGCAGGAACCAAACCUAUCGCAUUACUGCACUCAGUGUCACUGCCACCGUCAUCCUCAUCCUCAUCAUCGUAAUCCCAAUAUGCACUGCAUAACGCUCACACACAAACUCUCUGUCUCUCUCUCUCUCACACACACACCCACACAGACACAUCCUAAUAUAUAAAUACAUGCACACAUUUUAAUUAAUCGAAUUAAUACAUUCUGUCAUUCUGCACUGCAUUAUUUUUAUGCUAAUUUUGAAGCAUGACUGCAAAAUCAGUUUAAAUGGGUGUUUACCCCACUGUAUAGUAUAGACCUACUGUAUAGACCUACUCUUCACUAAAUAAAUUUUGCUAAAACUCUGUUGGAUUGCAUAGUCUGAUGUUGUACUCUAUACAGCCUGUGUAUUGCCUAAAAUGAUAAAAAUGUGUUUCCAAAUUGUGCAGUAAAUUUACACAAUUUUAUCAACAGACUGUCAACAUAAUACAUAAUAAUACCUCUAUGUGAAGUAGACCAUGGAUAGCCACUGUCAUUUUGUCAUGUCUUGCUCCUGUUUGAGUUUCUUCUCUGCUCUCUCUUCUAAAAGUGACGCUAACGUCAUGUAAAGUUAUAUAAUGUCCCUGGGUCCCCAGUGAUCCUACAGCCA